AUGACCAUUGUACUCAAGCAAGAAUUUCGACUAGACCCUCCCCAGUGGGCGCGCGCUCUCGUUUCGUUCCCCGUGCUUUCCUCCCUCCUCUCCCCUCAUCCUGCUCAACUCCCCCUCUUCCCCCGACUCCAGGCGCCGUAUCCGACGAACGCGCCAUGGCAGAACUUCGUGCUGGGGCAGGGCGGCAGCCCCGAGCUCGGCACUCCCUACGUGGUGCAGAGCGCAGAGGGGCGCGUCACGUGGGGGCUGCCGGUGCGCGACCCGCAACCCGGGUACAUCGUGCAGGCAUUCAUCACCACGCUCAUGCUCUCCACGCUGCAGGGCCUCCCACCCCACCAGCUCUCCGCCUACGACGACCUCUCCGCCACCCUCUCCUUCCGCCAGCCCUCCUCCGCGCCCUCCGAUCCCUCCGUGCUCGAGGUCCCCCUGGUGCGCGGGUCGCCCUUCCUGACGUUCAUAUUCCUCCCGGGCGGUCCCCCUGCGACGCCCAUGCUGAUGACGAUCCACGCCAUGACAGGCGUGGAGGCGAGCAGCGACAACAGCAAGUACCGUGUUGCGCUCAACAAUGGCCAGACGUGGCUGCUGUACCUGUCGUCGCCACUGGUGAUGCGGCAGGACGGGUCAGCGCUGGUGGCGGAUGCACCAUUCACGGGGACGAUGCGCGUGGCGCUGCUGCCGGGCUCCUCUGCGCAGGACGAGGAGGCGCUGCUGGACGCACACGUGCCCACGGUGCCGGUGGGGGGGAGUGCGCAGGUGGGCGAGUUCCUCAUCCAGUGCACCUGGCGCACCCAGCACUGGCGCCACCUGCCUGACGGCGACUCCGAGGCGCCGCUGCUCAUGCUCUCGCUGCCAAUGCACAGGCGCAUGGAAGUGAGUGCGCACAGCCCCUCCCCUGCCUCCGCCCUCCGCCGUCACAGCAGCGGCUCACCUUCAGGCUCCAUGGGGGCCAUCCGCGGCCACCACAACCCCGCCUCUGCCACCCCCUCCAACGCACGCAGCAAUGCACUGCGGUCGUCCGUGCAAGAUGCGUCGGUGCCGGAUGCAUCAGUGCUGGCAUACCCCACCAUCGACGGCCAGGCGGUGGGCAUGCAGGGGGUCGUGUGGCGCCUCAACGUGCCCAAUCGCCCGUCCACAUGGGAAGCGGGGCCCCUCUCGUCCGACGCACAGCUGCUGGACGAGCUCAGAGCCAGCCUCAAGCAGGACGUGGCAGCGCUGCCGCCCCUCUCCUCCACCUCCACCUACUCCUUCGGCAAGGCAGCUGCGCGCGCCGCCCGCCUGGCACUCAUUGCGAAACAGGUGCAAGACGAUGACAGCCUGGCCGCCGUGCUGCCGCCCCUGCGGUCCGUGCUCUCUGCGUGGCUGGACGGCACCUUCCCCGGUAACCGCCUGCUGUACGAUCCCACGUGGGGCGGUGUGGUGAGCGAGGCGGGGUCGCUUGACCAGGGGGCGGAAUUUGGAGUGGGGAUGUACAAUGACCACCACUUCCACUACGGCUACUUCAUCUACGCCGCUGCCACCGUUGCCGAGUUUGAUGCCGCGUGGCGCGACCAGUACCGCGCGCUGCUCAAGGACCUGAUGGCGGACUACAUGCCGGCGGAGCACACGGCGGCAUUCCCGAGGCUGUGCUACGUUGACGCGUACGCGCUGCACUCGUGGGCCAGCGGGCUGUUUGAGUUUGGUGACGGGCGCAACCAGGAGAGCUUCAGCGAGGCAGUCAACGCGUACUAUGCGGGGGCGCUGCUGGCGUCCGUGCUGGGCGACCAGCCGCUCGCCUCGCUGGGCGCCACCCUCGCAGCCGUGGAGGCCCUCACCGAGCAGACCCUCAUGCACCGCGACGCGGCGCUGUGGUUCGCCCCGCCGCCGGACAUGGAGAAGCGCGUGGGCAUCCAGGUGCUGCCCGUCUCGCCCUACCUCAAGCACCUCUUUCCCGACCUCGAGUUCGCCAAGCAGCUCGUGGAGUGGGCGCAACCCGUGCUGAGUGGUGCCACCACGGACGAGUGGCGCGGGUUUGCGUGGGCGCUGCAGGCGCUGUACGACCCGCAGGGGGCCAGGGCGAACAUUGCUGCUCUAGGUGCUUUUGAUGAUGGCAACUCUAAGACCAACAUGCUCUGGUGGCUUGCUUCCAACAUGCCAUAG
Messenger RNA from Closterium sp. Naga37s-1, 2136 nucleotides. NCBI's taxonomy places the organism in Eukaryota, Viridiplantae, Streptophyta, Zygnematophyceae, Desmidiales, Closteriaceae. The record is from the annotation of a GenBank genome assembly.